Messenger RNA from Trichomonas vaginalis G3, 621 nucleotides. Its product is annotated as transposase-related family. The record is from RefSeq and is a predicted model, not a curated record. Bases 1 to 621 code for a protein of 206 amino acids. The transcript has a single exon. NCBI's taxonomy places the organism in Eukaryota, Parabasalia, Trichomonadida, Trichomonadidae.
AUGGAUCCAUAUCACUGGCAUCGUACCUCCAGAAAAUUAGUUGACAUCGAAUGGCUAAAGGAAUCGGUUCAACAAAUUAACUCUGGAAUAAAGCUAAAGGAUAUUUGCAAAAAGGCCCGUUUAAAUAAUGGUACCUUUCGUGAAAUAUCCAAAACCAUGUUCAAAAAGCUUGUCAGAGAAAAUAAUUUGGAAUUAAUUCCAAAAAGAGGAAGAAAGCAAAUAGAAAUUAAUCUUGAUGCCUGCCAAGCUUAUGCAAAUUUGAAAGAUUUAAUGCCCGAUGCAGGCAUCAAUAAAAUUAUUCAGAAAAUGAAAACAGACCUUGUCAAUAUUGAGAAGAAUCCAGAAGAAUUUCAAAAAAUUCAAUCAGAAAUUCAAAAAAAUGGAGAAAUAAAUUAUGAGUCUGGAAACUGGCUCGAUGAAGUUGACCGCACAACUUUAGUUCCAGUUGUGACUCCAAUAGAAGGUACGCCUAUUGAAAUAAAUCCAUUACGCGAAUCUCUUCAAACGGCAACAUACAUUACAAAAAAUUUUGAUUCUCCCUCAUAUAGAAUGGGCAGGAAAAUACACGAAGCGAUUAUCGCAGAUACUCCCCCUCAAAAUCAAGAAAAUCAGCAAAAAUAA